AAAUGUAUGAUCCGACCAAUAUCCGACAGAGAAGUGUCCUUCAGGUAGCAAUUGCCGAGAGAAUUGGAUUGGUCGCGGCCCAAGCGGUCAAUUUUUUCUUGAUUUUGUUCACUCUUACGUCCAAGUUGGAGGCUUAGAGUCAUCAUGGCCUUUUGCACCCACUUGAAUAAAGAGGAUAUCGGGAGGCAUGUUCAGCUUUGUCUGGAUCUCUUACAUCAGUAUCAGUGGUUCGUGGACUCGUACGUUCUUGACUUUUUUGUCGACGAUCAUUGGAAGAGGAUCCCAAAGACUUGGCAGCAUUGGCUCAAAGUCUCUGACGCCAAGGACUUGGCACAAUGGUUGGACGUGGGUCGACCCCUGAAAACUUCUUAUCCUGUUCCUUUGUCUCUUUUGGCCUUGAGAAAAGCUCAAGAAGUACUCUCCCUUGGAAGGAAUCCGUUGGAAAAUCCCGCUCCAAUCGCAGAGUUCCUUGAUCUUAAACCUUCCGAUCCCACUUCGAAUUCGUGGAAUACAUUUCAAGACGAAUUUUCUGCCAAGAAUCAGACUGGGAAGACCCUUCUCCAUGUCUUUCGAAAACACAUCAAGCCCAAAAAGCAACACGAGAUCUCCAGGAUGGCUCAAGUCAGCGAUAUUGUGUCAAGAAAGUGCCAUGAUGAAAAGAAUGUGAUAGACAUCGGCUCAGGCAUGGGCCAUCUGGCCCGACUCUUAAGUUAUACCCAUAAGUUCAAUGUCUCCUGUGUUGAUAUUGAGACAGAUUUCACGGCAUCUGCCAUUAAGUUUGACCAAGAUCUCAGGAAGAGCCUCGAGAAGCGACAAAACAGCCACGACCAAGACAGUCCAAAGUUUCGAGGCCCCAGUCACGUGACAUUUCGAUUAGACCCAGAGAUGGACAUCACAGAACUAGAAGAGAAACUUGCCUCGAAAUUCAACCAUGAAGACACGUCUUUCACAUAUGGUAUUGUUGGCCUCCACACCUGCGGGGAUUUGGGACCAUUGCUGAUCAAACUGUUCGUGGAAAGUCCCGGAUGCGUUUUCGUUCAAUCUGUGGGAUGUUGUUACAUGAAGUUGAAUCAUUGUUACCCGCUCAGUACGUUUUUAGCAAAUCAACCCUGGCAUCAGUUCUCCUAUGUGAACCAAGAGCUCUCGUGCCAUGCUUUGGAAAUGUACAUUGCCAAACUCCAAGAAGAAGCCCACACGAAGUUGAAGACCCAUUGUUAUCGGGCCAAUCUGGAGCUAAUGAUCAGCAAAAAAUGUCCAAAAGCUCGAAAGUCUGCCUUGAAAACUGUAUCCAGAGCUCACGAAUUAGAAUUUGAAACUUACGUCAAUCGAGCCACUGCUGGAAUGCCGUUUCAAUUUGGCCUUGAAGACUUUCAAGAGGUCCAAGGUAAUCUGAAAAAUUGGUGGGAAGUUGUAACUUUCUACUCGUUGCGGUUGUCCUUUGCGCCAAUCAUUGAAACCGUUCAACUUCUAGACAGGGCUUUGUAUUUACUUGAAAAUGGUCAUGAGUGUGCUCUCCUUCCUAUUUUUGAUCCAUUCCUAUCGCCCAGGAAUCAUGUACUGAUUGCCACGAAAUAGAUCCAACACUUGCAA
Tigriopus californicus is the source of this 1590-nucleotide messenger RNA. Its product is annotated as methyltransferase-like protein 25B. Bases 145 to 1575 code for a protein of 476 amino acids. NCBI's taxonomy places the organism in Eukaryota, Metazoa, Arthropoda, Copepoda, Harpacticoida, Harpacticidae. The transcript has a single exon. The record is from RefSeq and is a predicted model, not a curated record.